Molecule: messenger RNA, 4871 nt
Organism: Tribolium castaneum (red flour beetle)
Lineage: Eukaryota; Metazoa; Arthropoda; Insecta; Coleoptera; Tenebrionidae
Exons: 10
Coding region: 235-4473 (1412 amino acids)
Source: RefSeq, a predicted model, not a curated record
UUAGUCAUAAUUGAAUUUUAAUCCGCGUUGCGAGCGUGUGUAAAAGUGUUGCCCAACAGGUGCUUUGCUGUGAUAACAUCUAGUCUGAGCCACUAUCUGGAAACGAAACAAUACCGCAUCUCGUAAAGUGACGUAAAUAAACAUUUAAGAGACGUUGACGAAUCGUGCCACCAUAUCGACCGGAUUUGGUCAAUGUCAAUAGCAUUUGAUAACACGCCUUGUCCAAGCUAAACGAUGGAAGUGGUGGCAGCAACCCCUGGUACCGGUGGAGUGCCCCCUUUUCACGACCAUGACGUGCGCGAGUGGUCUCGACUCGACAGUUUGACUGGAGUUCUGGAAAGGGCUCGUUUGGAGACCGACCACUGGACCGCCAAUACCAACAAUUCCUGUCACAAAUACGGAAAGGUAGUGGACUCGCGAGCGCGAACCAACGCGGACGGUGCAUUGCAACAACAGGCGAGAAGGCAACUGGAAGUGUUCCAAAGCCACAUCCCUGGGGGUCAUCUACAAGUCAUCAAAACGCAGUCGGUCUCAAGUAGUCGCUGGAGCAACAAAUCGACCGACCUGCACCUCCCGAUCAAAGACUUUGAGAACCUCCAGCUCUCGCUAAACCCACUGGAUUUGACUUCGCAAAAAUCUAAAGCAAACGUAGGAAGAAGUGUCGGUAGGCGGCCACCUUCACGACCGCGAGCCAGAGACGAGUCCUUAAAUCUAUACCGCGUAUCCAGACUCUGCCAUCAAAUACACGAAGAAACGCUCAAGCAAAACGAACACCCGAACCUGACACGAACGAAAAGCACCAGCAGCGAAGACUUGCACUUGGAGGAUAAAUCGUCGAAAAGCAUCGAAGAUUUGGAGGACUUGGAGCAGUUGCAAAGCUGGCGGAGGACGUCCAAGUUACGACGCUCCCUCCAAUACCCCAAAGAGAACAAACCGGCCCCCAAACCAGUCUAUUUACCCGAAAACAGCGGAAGCGUCCGGAAAAUACGCGAAGAACUGGAAAAAGGGCGAAGACUCAGCACGGCCUUACGAGGCAAUAGCGUCGAUCUUCAAGCCUUGGACCAGAUCCUACAAACAAUCUCCAGCUCAAGUUCGGACAAACCUGAGGAUAGUCAAGACGAAGCCGAGACGAAGAAGCAAAAACGCAACUCUUUCGUCACCGUCGAAACGCUCCAAGAAGUGAGAGGACGUCUUCGACGAACGAGUUCGUCGACUGAAGACAUCUACAAAACUAACAAAGACGAAGAGACUGAUGACGGUAUAGUUACUGAAUGCAACGAAAUGCCAGUUAGUGAAAAGUCAAGGGUUCGUUCAUACGUCUACGGAAUGGAAGCAACCAAGAAACCUAUUUUGGGAACAGGUAGUUUGGAAUCCCGAACGAAACUACUCAACGGAGGAACGAAUCUUCGCAAUGAAGACUGGUAUAACCGGCGUAAAUCGUACGGUUUCGAGCAAGUGCACAAUCACAACGAAACUUCAAACCCCAUCUCGCUUAAAAAUCGAGGUCGGGUGGAAUCGUCAACAGACAGUGGUAUUUGCAGAUCGUCCGAAAUCGUGAUCGUGCCAGCGACAAAAUCAGAAGAAAAGUUUACUAGUGUUAAGCAAAUCUCGUCCAUUUUUGAUAACAAAGAUUUGAAAUCUACCACCAUAACUAUACCCAUAGUGUCCAAACCUAACUCAAACUUUGUCGAUUUGAGUUGGGACGAUGUGCCAGAGAAAGAGGUGAAACGGCACUCCAUCGCUGUUGAUGAACCGAAGUAUGAUAAUAAGUUCAGGAGGGCGAUUGAUGAUUCCAGUGCACAGAAUCGAAAGUCGAAAAAAGUCGAGUUUUGUAAAACUGAAGUACACUUUGCGGCCGAGUCCGGGAAAGUUAAUAUAGUAGAAACUGAUGAGAAACCACCACCUACAAAUAAUUUUCGAAGAAGGAGACGGAAUUCGGGGCCUGUGAUUACCGACGAUUUUAACGGCUUGCCAGUCUUGCAUUUUGGGGACAGCUCGUACGAAAAAGUCUUGCUUGGAGUGGCUGACGAAGACUUUGAACCUGCAACCGACGAAAACAUCUAUUCGAACAUCUCGUGCGGAACGGUCACAGUGAACACAACAUCAAAUUUGGCGGACCCGCAAGACGACGACAAAAAGGACGCUGUUGAAAACGUGAAGGGGAUUUUGAAAAACAAGCCAAUCAAACCGACUCCAUACCACCUGGGGGAGGAUCGUUUUUUGAACAGCAACUCCGACAGUGACAGUGGGAAGUGGGGGGUUCGGCUUAAACCGGUUCAAAAAACCGAACCGCCCUAUUGGAAAUCCACGGUUACGUUGCACAAUACCGUUUUCGGACAGGAUGAACAACCCGAAUUCCAGAAGUUGUUAAGGAAUUUGCGACCAACCAGCGGGAACAAGCCGGAUCUGGUGGCCAAUCAACGAAAUUCAGAAAAUUUUUCGAGUGUAAAGUUCGUCACGAGUGCUGAUAAUCGAAGACCAUGGUCUGUUGCUGAUAGAGUUAAAUUAAGUGAGGACGGUCAAUGGGCAGAAAAUAAGGUUUAUUCUACCAAGGUCAAUUUUGGUGAUGGGGGAACAGCCGUUGUGGAAAACGAUCAGUUUGAGCAAAAAGAAUGGAAUAAGAAGGAGAACUCUGCGAAAGUGAAACUUGCAGACUCGGAGAGAAUUUUAAACAAAGGACUUGUGGUAAGAAUCGGACGAGACGACACAUCUAAACACACAGUCUGUUCCAAAACAACAUCUCAGGAUUCAAGCACAACCACCACGACCAAAAUCACUAUAGACCUAAGCCCGUCCCCUACUAACAUAAAAAAAUCCCCCGUACUUUCACAAACCAAACGAUCUCACUGUUUCAAGUCUACCUCUUUAGUCCUAGACACGAUUAAAAACGACUGCAAUAAAAUUAACAUUCCUCAACAACUCGAAGCACUGAAGAAGCUCUACGAAGACGUACAAAGCGAUAGUGACGCGGACAAGGAAGUGCAAGUUUUGAUGGGAAAAAUGAACGAACGGGAUCUCGAAAACGACAAAGACGAUAACACGAGCGAAAUCUCCGGAAGUUGGAGUAAAAUGAGGGCUUGCAGAAUGCUAAAGACAAACAUAACUCGGGAUUUUCCAAGUGCUAGAAUAAGUGCAAAAGUAGAAAAAGACGAUUUAAAAGCAAGUGCCAAACACAAAUUUGGAAUCGAGGAUAGUUUGUCGAAAACUUACCGAAUCAAAACGAAAGACAAAUAUUCGCCAGUUGCAACUCGCAAAUUGAAGAGUGCAACAAGUGAUUUAUCGAGUCCUUCGCUAGUCGGUCGCAGCUCAAAAUUAGACCUACGCACGGACAAAUACGAAUAUAAAACAGAAAGUAAAGAAUUCGCAAACGUUACAGAUGCUAAACUUCACCAGAAACACUCUUCUAACGACAUAGUUCUAAGACAACCCAAACGUUCCGAAAUGACUUAUUUCGGAGUCAGGGUUUCGCCACAAUCAGUGAAAAAAAGCCAAGAAUCUGUGAUACAUAGGGAAACAAAACUGUCUGAAAAACCUGAUCUCUUACAACACAUGAAAACAGAUAGUCCUAAAAGUAGAACUAGAUCACCCGAACGCACGCAACCAAUUUACGAAAAUGUUGUCCGUGUUGGUAAAGAGUUUGAUAGUAACAUACUCGAAGAACUAACAAAAGCAGCUGAUCAAAUUCUAUUGGCUGUGAACGGGUUCACUGAUGACGAUUCACACGAAAACACCUUCAAGGAGCCUUUGGCCACAAUAACUGAGAGCAAGUCCUGGAGCCAAGACAAGAAAAGUAAAACAGCGAAACAAUCAAACGUGAAAACGAGGCUAAAACACACAUCGUCCACUUCUUCGGUUGAAAGUUUGACAAAAGGACGUAAAGCGCAACAAAUACGACCUGUUCCAAUUAGGAAGAAAAAUGUGGUUAAUGAACCCACAGUCAGAGCAACAACUAAAGCUCGACGGUUACAAAGGGCCAGUAGUAGGGAAGCUUUACUGCAGUCUCAUGGUAGUUCAUCGGAGGAUUUGGGCGCUAAUGUCGAAAUCCCGCAACGCAAACCGAGGCAAAUUCGAAAGACGAAGCAAACACAACUGACUGUUAGCAACGGGAUUGAAAUGAAUAAAAAAACAACACCGCCGAAUCCACCCAGGCGUAGAGCGAAAACAGAUGAGAAGGUGGAACCAGUGACUGAAAUUCGGCACAAAACGGCUGUGUCUACCAUUAGAAGUACUGCAGACAAGUCUAGUCGUGACAGAAGCCGAAGCAGAGCUGAAGAAGCAAAAAAAAGAGUACCACCCACAACAAAAAAGGAACCUAUCAAAGGAACUAUUUAUAAAAGUGAACCGAAGAAGGCGGCUUCAACCCGUGAGAUCUCUAACCACCGAAUUUCAACAGCGUAUGUACCUGUUUGUAGAGCUAGAAGUCGAAAUGUACACACUGAACAACCUGACGAGUGUCCAUGUUUAUGUUCUUGACAAUUAGAACUACGCUAGGAAUAUAAAAAAGUGCCACCGAACAGAUGAAAAGCCACGACAUUCCGAGCUGCUUAAAGGAUGAAUCCAGUGAAUUUUCUUAGUUAGUUCAGUAUGUUAUUUAAGUUAGUAUACGAAUAUGAGUGUAAUAUUCCUGCCGUAUUAGCAUGUAAGUUCCUAAACUUUUAGUUUUUAUAAACAUUUCGAUGUUUUCAAUUAAUUUACUUUAAUGACGAAGACAAGCGUUUGACUUUGCGUUUAAUAACAUGUGAGUUUGCUUACUUAAUACUUAACAUGUAUUAUUUAAUACAUUUGUAAUUAAUGUUUAACUUUCUGAAAUAAUUGUGAUCUUAAACUGCUUUGGUUUUGUGAUGUUUUAUUAAUUAAAUGAUUAUUAAUUA